Pygocentrus nattereri (red-bellied piranha) is the source of this 1703-nucleotide messenger RNA. RefSeq names its product adenosine deaminase tRNA specific 2 (gene adat2). The record is from RefSeq and is a predicted model, not a curated record. Gene Ontology annotation, cellular component: cytoplasm; nucleus. Gene Ontology annotation, biological process: tRNA wobble adenosine to inosine editing. Gene Ontology annotation, molecular function: tRNA-specific adenosine-34 deaminase activity; zinc ion binding. Lineage: Eukaryota; Metazoa; Chordata; Actinopteri; Characiformes; Serrasalmidae.
UGGUCCCUCCUCUAUUACGUUCCCCCGACUAAGCGUGAAAGCGUAAUGUGGGCGAAUAUAAGGAGCUGAAAGAGCUGUUUGGAGAUGCGAGGUCAGGCUGGUGGAGCUGCUGGGUUUUUACAGCCGCCGGACAGUGACGUUCAGAGCUGGAUGGCCAAAGCGUUUGAUAUGGCCAGAGACGCUCUAGAAAACGGCGAGGUACCUGUUGGAUGUCUCAUGGUGUAUAACGACGAGAUUUUAGGAAAAGGACGAAAUGAGGUGAAUGAAUCGAGGAAUGCCACACGUCAUGCAGAGAUGGUGGCACUGGACCAGGUGUUGGAGUGGAGCCGCCUCAAACAGCUCGACCCAAAGGAAGUCUGUAAGCUGACUGUUCUUUAUGUGACAGUGGAACCGUGUAUCAUGUGUGCAGCUGCUUUACGGCUGCUACACAUACCUUUAGUCGUGUAUGGGUGUAAGAAUGACCGUUUCGGAGGCUGUGGUUCAGUGUUGGACAUUUCAUCAGAUGAUCUACCCCACACUGGAGCAUCUUUCAAGUGCAUCUCAGGCCACCGAGCAGAAGAGGCCAUUGAAAUGCUGAAGACUUUUUACAAGCAGGAGAAUCCUAAUGCUCCAAAGCCUAAAGUGAGAAAGGCGGUCAGUCCAGCAGGGGGCUCUGUUGUCCCGCAGAAAAAAGCAGCUCCAGUUGAUGAAGAUGGAGGCAAAAUGGCCCCUUUGGAGUGAAACUGGAUGCACACUUUUCUUUUCUCUAGAAACACAAAGGUCUGGAUUGGACUCUUAUUACGUUGUCGACUUUUCUAAAUGGGUUAAUUUAUCUUCCGUUUUCCGGGCAGCUACGUUUUAUCAUUCUUCACAUUUCUUGUAAACCAAAGUUUCCCAAGGCUCCGCUCCUUCGAGUUUUCCCUGCGCAGCUGGGAGUCUAGCUCUUUAGCUGAUCGUAAGAUCAUUAGCGGCGCCCUGUGCCUUGCAGACGGCCACGCUAGGUGCAGUGGAACUGCUGUGCAUUACAGCCUGCGCUUCUCGCCACCCCCCCCCCCCCAUGUCCUCACAUAACCCGGAUCUCUGUUCCACAUGUGUGAUCUCAUCCCCCUGCUCCAAAAACAGGUGCUCGGGCACAAUCGGGGAGUUUCCCCUUCUCACGCUGCUGUUAGACAGGGCCUCUUUCAGGCCUCUUUCAGGCCAAUAAGUAGGGCUGCAAAUAGGAACUCACCCAUGCUACCUUUUCUCUUUUAACUCAGGGCAGGUCUGUGCUCUCAUUCAAGUAUCCAUGUGGAAAAUAACUAUAAUAAAUAGUUCUAGUCUUAGCUUUACUAUUUUAUACUUUCAUUUUCUAACGUUCCCUUCUUCUCUAACACCAUUUUGCCUAAAGCCAAUUGAAACGACCCAUUUCACCUGAUAAACGAGAGCUGAGACUCACGUUUUUCCUGAGACUGAAGUCAUUUUUCCCUGUAAAGCCUGUCGCUUUGGUGUGAGAAUGUUCCAAACUGUACACUGUAAUUUGCCUGCAGCACAGAGUGUUUAACCAGUGCUGCUGCAUUUCUAGAACAAUCUCAUCUGUGUUGGUUAAAAUAAAGGUGGUAUUAAUGUAGGAUAUCACAUCAUCCACCAUGAUUAAAACUCAGUUGCACUGAAGAGUGUGAGUACUGAUGUUUUUGCUAUGGUUUGCAUGGAAAUAAAUCAAUAAAUGAACUUUUUUUUGUUUUUAA